Molecule: messenger RNA, 3265 nt
Organism: Thermothielavioides terrestris NRRL 8126
Lineage: Eukaryota; Fungi; Ascomycota; Sordariomycetes; Sordariales; Chaetomiaceae
Exons: 1
Coding region: 350-3019 (889 amino acids)
Source: RefSeq, a predicted model, not a curated record
UCGUUGUUUGCCGCCGCGGCUACUUACACCUGCGGUUCCACCACCUUGGUUUUCCGUUGGCUCUUCGUCGUUUGCGGCACCCAGUUCUGCUGCUUAAACGGCUGGAGCGUCGACAACACGUCGCCUUCUUGACCGAGCGCCCGAGACUCGGCUACGCACCGUCGGUCUUGUUACGCAGCUCCGAGAUCACCCACCUGUCGCAAUCCGCCCAUGGUGUUGGGGUGCUGGUUGACAGAAAUUUGGAGGACUUUCGAGAAUCUGGCAAGAAAGUGAGACUCGCAGGUGGUUUCGCAUCGUCCUGAGGAGGGAUAGGGGUCUCAGCUAGAUGAAUCCUCAAGAUGGGAGAGCGAUGGAUCGACCGAUGCCAGGAUCCGUUAAGAGGGCGAGGGAGCGCGCCGCCGCCGGCUUACCGAGGGAAGCCAUCCCGCCCCAGGAGCCCCAGAUGGCCCGGCCCUCGGCCCCUCGACAGCCAGCCGCACGGCAACAAGCACCAUUCGCCCUGCAGACAAAGGAUGGGCAAAUCGGGGUGCCCAUCUCUAGACCGAUUCCGGCGCCGCAGUGGCCGCUGCAGGAACCUAUCAUAGCACCAGCUCAAGUCGACGGCGAAUCAUUCCGGUCGCCGUCUGGAACCUCACGACCGCCCCAGCGACCCCCGCGGCCGAGCAGGGUGCCUUCGAUUCUGGACGCCUCGAAGGUGCAGGACCACACGCCUGUGUUUCAGUACCGGCCCAGAUCCGGGAGGGAGUCCGCCGGACAGGAGUUGCUGGCAGUGCCGGAGACUCCGUCCUCAAGCCUGUCGCGACCGUCCACCCUGUCGUCCGUCGCAUCGAUCCCCGACUUUCCUCUACCGUCAUCACAAUUACCGUCAGGACCUCCGCGGAGGAGCGUCAAUCUCGGGCCGCCGCCAUCGGCCCGACGAGGUGCCUCUUCGUUUUAUUCCAACGCCUCGUUCGUUUCCCCAAUUCCAGAAGAGAGCCCACGCACACGUUCGCAUGCCUCAUUUGCGUCGAGCGCCGCCAUGCCCGAGAACUGGGGGUCGCCGUCGCCCGGUCCAAGCCCCGAUUAUCCAGACCCUGUUUAUGGCGAAGCCAUAUCGGACGAGAGAGAGGACGCAGACGACGACACAGACCGCUUAGUUAGGAGCGCAAGCUUGGGCAAGAGGGCAAAGCCUACACUGGUGAGCACUGCGGCGCCUCGCGGGAUCGACUCGAAGGACGGUGAACAGCGGUCAGGACCACAACCUCUCCAGGCGCCAUUCCGCAAUGGGACAGGUUACCUGGAAAGCUCAAGCUCUUCCGCUACGAUUCCGGCGGUGACACAACCAGCCAUUGGCACUGCCAUAUCCGCAGACACGAUGCUUGGCGCAUACACCUCGGCGAGCGCAGACGAUCCAUCAGAUCCCUCUCGGGGGGCCACGCCUUCGCCGAAUCCGCAGGUCGCCGGCCGGCCGUACAGUCGGCUCUCAGCGAUACGCCGGCCUCCACGUCUGGAUAUCGACGCGGUGCGGAAGGCGGAAGCGAGAGGGAGCUUAACGAGUUUGCCAGAUCUGAUCCGGCGUGCAACAAGAUUGGCCGCGAGCCUGGAGAAAGGUCGGAGACCCGCUAGCCGAUUCGAUGACCUCGAAGACUUGCCCGACAACCGAGUGGAUUCGGAUCCCGAGAAACGGCGAUCGGGCCUCUCCGACAUGUUGGCUGCCUUCCCUCCACCGGCGCACCCCCCGGCAAACCAGAACCAGCGAAGCAUUCGGAAUAGCAUCCGAGAACAAAUCCAGUCAUGGCCUCUUCCUAUUAAUGUUAAUCGCACACCCAACACCUCACAGGAGGCUGCAGCGAACAGCGAUUCACAACGCGAGGACGAGAAAAGACGCGGGCGAAGGUGCUGCGGCAUUCCGCUGUGGGCGUUCAUCCUCAUUGUAAUAGUGGUGCUGAUCCUGAUUGCCGCCGCCAUCGUUAUCCCGGUGGAAUUCUUCGUGGUCCACAAGCAGAACGGAAAAGACAACGAUCCGCAGGCGGAGCUGCAACGAUGCAUGCAGCAACUCUCGUGCGCCAACGGCGGGACCAACGUGGUCAACCAGGGAAUCUGCUCGUGCAUCUGUACCAACGGGUUUGCCGGACAAGACUGUACCGUGAACGACAAGGCGGGCUGCACGACGAUUUCGUUGACCGGGUCGGAUAACAUCAGCAACGUCACGAUCGGCGAUGCCAUCCCGCGGCUUCUUCAACAAGCACAAGCCAACUUCUCGAUCCCCCUAUCCGCCGGCGAGAUCCUCGUCAAACUCAACUCGGGGAACCUGAGCUGCUCAGCAGAGAACGCCCUCGUGACCUUCAACGGACGUGCAACUCGGCAGGCGGCGACAGUCAGGCAAGCCUCCACUCCCGACACGGUCAACGCCGCUGUUGUCGACGGCGUGUUCUUCACCACGAUUACCGUUGUCGUGGAGCCUCAGACCACGUUCACGCUGGGCGGCGCGACCACGACAGCACCGCCGGUAGGAGGCGGAACGAGCUUUACCACCAGCAUCACGUCGGGUUUCUUCGCCACGACGUUCUCGCUCACCAGACAGUCCUCAGGCAGCACGCUCUCGCCCACGGCCACGCGCAUGGUCACGACCACAAUGAGCAUGUCCUCGGGGGCGGCGAUGCCGACCGCGACGGGCUCGUCGUUCGUCGUCUCGGAGGACGUGCUCGACUUCUCCCGCGUGGCGGUGCUAGCGAUCCUACAAGCGGAUAGUCUAGCGGACGCCAUAACAGCGCAGAUGGCGCUCCAGAAGUUCUUUGGCGACUCUUCUUCUUCCACGGAUGCUUCCUCGUCGUCAGGGAUCAGCGUGGACGCGGCGCGCAACGUGACCGUCGGGGACGGCAAGUCGGUCGACCUGGUGGAUUUCACCGUCGACCUCGGCGGCUCCAAGGGCAAGGUCGGGCGCCUGUCCUCGGUAGCGGCGCGGGCAUGGAUCGGCGGCGGUGUUGUCCGGCGGUGGUAUUGUCCGAGCGUGAUACUCGGUUGGGCGGAAACGCCUUGAGCACGGCUGACGGGCGAGUCAGCUAGGUUUGACUUGGGAGGAAACAUCAUGGGCGUUUCACGAAGAUGAUUCUUGGGCACGAGUUGCUUCCCCGGGGGGGACAGGCGUUUUCUUUUCUGGAGCAAUGGCCUACUAAGGCCGGGAAUAUCACUCGCGCGGGCAAUGCGACUCUUUUUCUUGCUCCAUGUGCUGCUUUUGUACACUAGAGCACCUACAUGGUGUUACCUCAGGGGGCCGGGUGUUCUC